AUGUUUCGUUUCUAUACAAAUUGUCAUUUAUGGCAUCCAACAAUGGACGAAUGGUUAUGGAGUACACGAUGUAUUCCGAAUGAUGAGCUUCAACGUAUCGAUCGUUUUGUAUUUCAACGUGAUGCUAAAUUCGCUCUUGCUGGUCAAUUAUUGAUACGAUAUGUUUUAUUAAAAGCGUAUGACAAAAAGUCUAAAUGUGUGUUUGAUGUUAAGCGUACAGAAAAAGGUCGGCCCUAUGUGGAAGAAUUAGAUGGUAAAUUUGAUUUUAAUUUAUCUCACCAUGGACAACUGGUAACAAUUGGCGCUACUUUUGAUGGAUCAAUUGGUUGUGAUACAACGGAAUAUACUUUACCAUCAAUACCAAAGCAAUCAGUUGAAUACUGGACACGUUUAUUCAAAAAUGAAUUUACGAACAAUGAGCAAAACUUUAUCCUUAAUGAUCAAAAUGAAAGUGUACGGUUUAAAAAUUUUCAUCGUUUAUGGUGUUUAAAAGAAAGUUAUGUGAAAAUGAUUGGACAAGGUAUUGGGUUUGAAUUACUACGAUUAGACUUUAAUAUCAAAUCGUUAUUUGAUGAAACCGAUCAAAAUCAAAUAAUAUCUGAUACACGUCUGAUGAUUGAUAACAGAUUCAAUCAGAAUGUGAGAUUUGAUGAACAAAUUAUUUAUUUAUCUGAUAAUCAACAACAAAUUGUAACUCUAUGUCUUGCACCAACGAAUCCCAUCGAAAAAUUUAUUGAAUUAGAUAUGAGCGAUGUGAUUAAAAGUUCUACACCAAUACGAGACAAUUUUGAUAAACAAUUAUGGGAAAAUCAUACGAAAAAAAAAAGCGGCUUAUCUUAA
Didymodactylos carnosus is the source of this 840-nucleotide messenger RNA. NCBI's taxonomy places the organism in Eukaryota, Metazoa, Rotifera, Eurotatoria, Philodinida, Philodinidae. The record is from the annotation of a GenBank genome assembly.